Sporisorium graminicola is the source of this 411-nucleotide messenger RNA. RefSeq lists its product as uncharacterized. Lineage: Eukaryota; Fungi; Basidiomycota; Ustilaginomycetes; Ustilaginales; Ustilaginaceae. The record is from RefSeq and is a predicted model, not a curated record. The coding region runs from base 1 to 411 and encodes 136 amino acids. The transcript has a single exon.
AUGCCCGCGCUUCGUAGAACCGCACGGCGGGGCUCUGUCCUCGAGCUCAUCUCCGAUCAACACGUAGGCCAGCCUAUCUGGCGUGUCCAACCUGCCCAUGUGCCAUCUCUCAACCAGGCCGAGAGUCACAAGCACACUAAGCUCCAAAGUUACUGGAGAACGCAACCUGCCACGAUCGAACAAGAGACUCGAGGUAUCCGGUUGACCAAUAGUGGCACGAGCGCACGAAUCUUUGUUCUGAACAACAGCGAGCAUGCCUACUACGUCCCCGGCAAGACCUCGUCGCUUGUCGAUCAUGUCGGAGUGAGCAACCUCGACGUGGACCGUGCCACGAUUCACAAGGUUCCAGCAAGCACCGAAGUCAAAACCUCAGCGUACGACGAGGGCCGCCUCGGCACGUCUCUUGACUGA